GAGAAAUUAAAGAAAAAUAAAAUAAAAAAGCCUCCAUGAAUAAAAGCUGGUUGCUCAGAUCAAAUUCCUCUCUCUCUCGCGGCGGGAAACAGAUUGUUUCCCCUAAAACCUCCCUCCAAAAUCAAACCCCAUUUCCUUCCAAACCCUAGAAAAUUCCCAGUUAAUUUUUUUUUUUUCCGAAUUCCCAAUUUUCCUGGAGAUCACAUUCGAUUGUUUUCUCUUUCAUGGUUUCUUGAUUCCAAUGGCAUUACCGUCCAGUGAUUUAACUCGAACUGUGUGGGCAGACGAAGAGGCGAGGCCCUCGUCGCCGUGGCGGGUGCGGCAGCGGCAGCUGCUGGAAGCGGAGGAGGAGUCUGUGGACGUGGAGAGAGGGACGCCUUUGAAGUACGUCUCACUAUGCGACGUCUACUCGGCAACCUCCCCUUGCGUCAGGGCCAGCGGAUCGAAGAAAGUCAAGGCCUCUCGCAAAAUCACAACUUUUGACAUUCCGAACUGUGCAGCUAAGCAAUUCGUUCCGGCGGCACCUACCAAUUCUAGUACAAUGUCGAAGCCCCCUAUUACGCAGUUCUACACGCGCCGCUGCAAGAGGAAGCAGCCCGAACCCUCCUUUUUCAACUCUCUUACUUCGCCCCUGCAGCCAAUUGUUGCAAAACUGGACAAUGUGGAGGUAAAGACUGAAGUAGAAGAGGGGACAGAAGAUGAGAUUGUUGCAAAGGAUGAGAAUUAUGAUUCAAAGAAAAGGAGAAAAGUGGGAAGCAGUUUGGAGCUGUUGAAAUUGGGGGUGGAUGUGAAUUCAAUUAGCAGUGGCCUUAAUGGGUUAAGGGAAACCCGGAAUAAAACUACCAUUUGCAGUAAUAAUACUGUUACCAGUGAUAACAAUAAGACUAAUUGUAAGACUAAUUCUAGUUUAAAGGCAAAUAAUGUUAGGAAGCAAAAAGAGGAUGGUGCUUUGGAGAUCAAUUUUCAAUCUGGGCAAAUUCGUUGCAAAAAAUGGGUUUGGCUAAGAUUCGAAGGAGUUGAUCCAAAGAAAUUUGUAGGACUACAAUGCAAGGUUUACUGGCCCUUGGAUGCUGAUUGGUACAAGGGUCGCAUUCUUGGAUACAAUUUUGAUACUGGACGGCAUCAUGUUAAGUAUACUGAUGGGGAUGAAGAACAUUUGAUUUUGUCAAACGAAAGGGUCAAAUUUUUUGUUUCAGCCGAGGAGAUUAAACAUUUGAAGUUGAGUCGUACUGAUGGAAGCGCUGAAACAGAUGGAAUUGAUGUUAAUGAGAUGGUCGUCUUAGCUGCUAGUUUAGAUGAUUGUGAGCAGCUUGAGCCUGGGGAUAUCAUAUGGGCUAAACUUACUGGUCAUGCUAUGUGGCCAGCCAUUGUUUUAGAUGAAUCUCAAACAGGUGGGCGGAAAGGCCUGAAAAAGACUUCUGGAGAAAAAUCAGUUCUUGUGCAGUUUUUUGGCACCCAUGACUUUGCUAGGAUCAAAGUGAAGCAAGUUAUCUCUUUUCUUAGAGGACUUCUUUCUUCAUUUCACUUGAAAUGCAGGAAACCAAAUUUUGUUCGAGGUUUGGAGGAAGCAAAAAUGUAUCUUAGUGAACAGAAACUCCCAAAAAGAAUGUUGCGCUUGCGGAAUGGCGUUGAAGCUGAUGAUUAUGAUAGUGAAAAAGAAGGGGAUGAUUGCCAUGCUGAUUCAGAUGGAGAGAGCAUGGAGAAUGGGCUUCAAAGAAGACUUGAGGACCUCAGACGUUUCCCCUUUGAAUUGGGGGAUCUGCAAAUAAUUAGCCUUGGAAAAAUUGUAGAUGACUCUGAUAAUUUUCAAGAUGACAAAUGCAUUUGGCCUGAAGGAUAUACUGCACUGAGAAAAUCUCCUUCAAUAAUGGAUCCUAAUAAAUGUGCUUCAUAUAAGAUGGAGGUACUUAGAGAUCCUGACUUGAGGACACGGCCUAUGUUUCGAAUUACUUCAGACAAUGGGGAGCAGUUUAAGGGAUCCACACCAUCAGCCUGCUGGAAUAAAAUUAUGAAAAAGAUAAGGAAGCUGCAAGCUAAUGAUUCUGGUGGCACAUGCAAAGGAUUUCUUGAUUCUGGUUCAGAUAUGUUUGGUUUUUCCCACCCUGAGAUUUUGAAACUUAUAAAGGAGUUAUCAAAAUCCAGAGCUGCCUCAAAAUAUUCAAAAUUGUCCUCUAAAUGCCAAGAGUUACCUGCUGGGUAUAGGCCUGUUCGUGUUAAGUGGAAAGAUCUUGACAAGUGCAAUGUUUGUCAUAUGGAUGAGGAGUACGUGAAUAAUCUGUUUCUGCAGUGUGAUAAAUGCAGAAUGAUGGUGCAUGCCAGAUGCUACGGGGAGCUGGAACCUGUAGAUGGAGUUCUUUGGUUAUGCAACUUGUGUCGGCUGGGUGCCCCAGAAUUCCCUCCACCUUGUUGUCUAUGUCCUGUCAUUGGAGGUGCUAUGAAGCCUACAACAGAUGGCCGAUGGGCGCACCUUGCUUGUGCCAUUUGGAUACCAGAAACUUGCUUAUCUGAUAUUAAGAAAAUGGAGCCCAUUGAUGGACUGAAUAGAGUCAAUAAGGAUCGCUGGAAGCUCUUAUGUAGUAUUUGUGGUGUUCCUUACGGCGCUUGUAUACAGUGCUCAAAUAAUAAUUGUUGUGUAGCAUAUCACCCCCUUUGUGCACGUGCUGCUGGUUUUUGUGUUGAGCUUGAGGAUGAGGAUAGAUUGCAUCUUAUUCCUUUAGAUGAGGACGAAGAGGACCAAUGCAUACGCCUGAUUUCCUUCUGCAAGAAGCACAGACCUCUUUCAAAUGAACGACCUGCUGUGGAUGAAUGUGUUGCUCAAAAAGUGUGUGAAUAUUCAGACUACAUUCCUCCACCAAAUCCUUCUGGCUGUGCUCGGAGUGAGCCCUAUAAUCAUUUUGGAAGAAGAGGACGGAAAGAGCCAGAAGCCCUUGCUGCUGCAUCCUUGAAGCGUUUAUAUGUAGAAAACAGGCCAUACUUGGUGGGUGGCCAUAGCCAACACGAUUCUUUCUGUAGCACAGUGUCUUCGAAUGCACCUGGUUGUUCCAAAUAUUCGGUUGACCUUCAAAAGUUAAAGAAUUCCCACCUUCAUGUAUCAAAGAGUAUACAAUCAAUGAGUGAGAAAUAUGAACACAUGAAGGGUACUUUUAGAAAAAGACUGGCAUUUGGGAAAUCUGGUAUACAUGGGUUUGGCAUAUUUGCAAAGCAUCAACAUAAAGCGGGAGACAUGGUCAUUGAAUAUAGUGGAGAACUUGUUAGACCUCCAAUUGCUGACAGAAGAGAACACUUGAUUUACAAUUCACUAGUGGGUGCUGGAACCUACAUGUUUCGGAUUGAUGAUGAACGUGUCAUAGACGCAACAAGAGCAGGGAGCAUUGCACAUUUGAUCAAUCACUCAUGUGAACCAAAUUGUUAUUCUAGAGUUAUAACUGCCAAUGGAGAUGAACAUAUAAUCAUAUUUGCCAAAAGAGACAUCAAACAAUGGGAAGAGUUGACAUAUGAUUACAGAUUUUUUUCCAUUGAUGAACAACUUUCGUGUUAUUGUGGCUUCCCAAGAUGCCGAGGUGUAGUUAAUGAUACUGAAGCUGAGGAACGAAUGGCAAAACAGCUUGUGCCACAGUGUGAAUUGAUAGACUGGACAGCAGAAUAACAGAAAAGUGUGGUGUGUGUGUUGAAAAGCAGAAUGCUCCUUUGCUGCCGCUUCAUUCUCCUUUACAUAUCACAAAUAGUUGCCUGGGUAUAUCAAGUCUUAGCAAAUACUACAGCUUCAUUAUCAUGUACAAUAUGAUUGUUUUCUUUUUCUUUUUCAAUUUUUUUUUUUUGUCAAGAGUUCAUUAUUCAUUGUUGCGCAUCAGACAAGACACUUGAAUUUCUGUAAAAGUUUAACAUAUGAUUGAUAUGUAAUUAUGUAAAUGGAAGAUAGUGGUGUAUGCUAAAGUUGAAAUUUUCUAUUGCCUUCGUAA
This is a messenger RNA of Ipomoea triloba (trilobed morning glory), 3959 nucleotides long. RefSeq names its product histone-lysine N-methyltransferase ATX2-like. NCBI's taxonomy places the organism in Eukaryota, Viridiplantae, Streptophyta, Magnoliopsida, Solanales, Convolvulaceae. The transcript is spliced from 25 exons. The record is from RefSeq and is a predicted model, not a curated record. Gene Ontology annotation, biological process: regulation of transcription by RNA polymerase II. Gene Ontology annotation, cellular component: nucleus; chromatin. Bases 242 to 3646 code for a protein of 1134 amino acids. Gene Ontology annotation, molecular function: protein binding.